AUGGCCGACUCCAGCACCGCAUCAACUCCAAUCACACCUGGCUUCCCGGUAUCUCCUGGAUUGGAUGUACCUCACCCCCCUUCCGUAGGCGGUAUCUCCUCGCGCAUGACGGAUAUUGCUUCUGAAGAUGGAGAUCGAUCUAUGUCAUCGCGCGCGGCGACAUCGGCCCAGCCACCGCAGUCUCGACGAGGCCCCCCACCACUAGCAGCGCGAUUAUCAACAGGGAAUUCGAACCCGCUUCGUCCGGGCAGCUCGUCCAGCCGAAUGAGCCGGAUUAGCAGAACUCAUGUUCCUUCUUUCACUCCUCAAGCGUUCUUUCGGCCUAUGAGCUCUCAAAGAUUACAGGCAUAUCGUCGUCCAAGUCAGGUACCCCCCGAGGCAUAUAUAGAGACGACAGAAACUGUUGAGGAUGAGAACGGCCUGAAUAGAAGAAGUUUGAUAUCGAAUAGCACGGUGCAUCUUGGCGCUUACGCAAACGAUUUGGAAGUUCCUCCUUCUCGUGGCACGGAAUUCACCGACCCUAUCAUUUCUGACCGGAAUACCUCCAACGCCAGCCCGACGGGAAAUACAACUAUCAGGAGUCUUGGGGAAAGCGUCAAAUUACUCCAUGAGCGAGAGAAAAAGUCUGCACCGGAGCGACUCAAUAUAAAUAGGACCUUCCAAACGGGGUCUCUGCACGAUCCUGCGCAGAAAUCGCCACUAUCAUUUCGAUCCGGCAUUUUGCCCAUUCAUAACAAAAACGAGGAUCCUCAGCGUCCAGCCAGUAGAGGUCACGAGAGACUAUCAUCGGUGACAUCUUCCUCUCCACGUUCCAUGAAGGAUCACAAAGCUCCAGCACCGCCCGCAAAUCUCGGCAAGAAUUAUGAAUAUUUCACUGGCAAUACAGUUUUCUGGGGUAGUGGCAGGUUUCAGAACUCCCGUGACAAGCCAGUCAACAUUGCAACAGGAAUAUUGAUUGUUCUUCCUGUUACAUUGUUUCUUGCAUAUUCAGCUCCCUGGCUAUGGCACAAUGUGUCGCCGGCAAUUCCCAUUAUAUUCGGCUAUAUCUUCUACGUUUGCUUCUCAUCUUUUGUACACGCCUCCGUCGUCGACCCUGGGAUCAUUCCGAGAAACUUGCAUCCAUUGCCCACGACUGAUCCAUCCUCUGAUCCGCUGGCAUUAGGCCCGCCAACAACUGACUGGGUAAUGACCAAAUUGGCUACAUCUGAAGUCGAUGCCAUGGUAGUCCCAGUCAAAUACUGCAAAACCUGCAAUAUAUGGCGCCCGCCACGAUGCUAUCACUGCCGAGUGUGUGACAACUGUGUUGAGACCCUUGAUCACCACUGCGUGUGGCUCAAUAACUGUGUUGGCCGUCGUAAUUAUCGGUAUUUCUUUGGUUUCGUCAGCUCUGCCACAAUUCUCGCCUUGUUUCUCCUCGGAGCUUCAUUGGCACAUGUGCUUCUCUACCAACAGCGUCAACACAUCUCCUUUGGCGAGUCAAUCAGCAAAUGGCGAGUUCCAUUCGCAAUGGUAAUCUAUGGUGCCCUUGCGUUCCCAUACCCUGCAGCACUCUGGUUCUAUCACCUCUGGCUCGUGGCUCGUGGCGAAACCACACGAGAAUAUCUUAACUCUCAUAAAUUUGCAAAAGCAGACCGUCUGCGACCUUUUACGCAGGGAAAUGUACUGCGCAACUGGAUUGCAGUACUCACCAGGCCACGACCACCAACAUAUCUCCAGUUCAAGAAACCAUAUCAGCAAGGUGAUCAGCGCUUUGCAACGCAAAAGCGCAAGUAUCUGACUGCUAAAGAUGUUGAAGCGCAAGCUGGACUGGAGAUGCAAGCUGUGGUUGGACGAAACGCGAAUACUGGCUCUUCAUAUCAACCUGACAUGCGGGAGAGCAAUAGCAGAUCUUGA
This is a messenger RNA of Talaromyces marneffei, 1893 nucleotides long. RefSeq lists its product as uncharacterized. The coding region runs from base 1 to 1893 and encodes 630 amino acids. The transcript has 3 exons. NCBI's taxonomy places the organism in Eukaryota, Fungi, Ascomycota, Eurotiomycetes, Eurotiales, Trichocomaceae. Gene Ontology annotation, molecular function: protein-cysteine S-palmitoyltransferase activity. Gene Ontology annotation, biological process: peptidyl-L-cysteine S-palmitoylation; protein targeting to membrane. The record is from RefSeq and is a predicted model, not a curated record. Gene Ontology annotation, cellular component: Golgi apparatus; endoplasmic reticulum.